Messenger RNA from Folsomia candida, 1942 nucleotides. Its product is annotated as endoplasmic reticulum lectin 1. Lineage: Eukaryota; Metazoa; Arthropoda; Collembola; Entomobryomorpha; Isotomidae. Gene Ontology annotation, biological process: retrograde protein transport, ER to cytosol; endoplasmic reticulum unfolded protein response. The record is from RefSeq and is a predicted model, not a curated record. Gene Ontology annotation, cellular component: endoplasmic reticulum lumen. Bases 206 to 1699 code for a protein of 497 amino acids. The transcript is spliced from 12 exons.
CUCGCUGUUAUUAUUAUUGUUGUUAACUAAAUAAGUACGUAGCAAAAUAAGGACUCAUAUCGAAUAUGAGGUAAACAUACGUGGACAAUUCGGUGGAUUAUCAGUUUGAAUUUUGAAUUGUUGGACAGUCCAACUUGGACUACCAUUGAAUUAGCACUAUCAGUUUGUUUUGGUUUGAAGAGUUAGAGUUUGCGAACUGAAUAAAAUGGCAUUAUCGGCGAGUCAGAAGCUAUGUUUAGGAGUUGUUGGGCUGAACAUGUGUGUCGCAAGUCUGGUCGCUGCAACUUAUUUUGAUGCGAUGGAUGACACGAUCUUGCACAAAAUUAAUUGGGCAGGACCACAUCCGGACGAAAUGUUGGAUCAUCCACUGCAAUCAGAAUCCGAAGGCACAAUCUCAAUGACCACAGCAAGAAAUGAAAAGUAUAGUUGUAAACUUCCAAAACACUUGGAGCAUUCUGGGGAUGACAAUAGCCCUUACACGGGACCAAGUCCAUUGGAACUUUUAUCGCCGCUCUUUACACAAUUUGCAUGCACAUUCAAGUUGGAAACCUACUGGACCUACGAGCUCUGUCACGGCAAAUACAUCCGUCAGUAUCAUGAAGAACGGGAGGGUAAAAAAGUGAAACUUCAAGAGUUCUUUUUAGGACGAUGGGACAAAAAUGACAACGAGAAAGCAAGAUUGAAGAUUGAGGAGGAUUUUUCAAAUCCUGAUUACAAGAAUCAAAUUCCGGUCAAGAAAGUUGACGGUGUGAAUAUGCCGUAUCUACAAAUUAAUAUGACGGACGGUACAUUGUGCGACCUUAAUGGCCAAACAAGAAUGACCAGAGUAUUAUAUGUAUGUUACCCCUUUGGCAAACAUGAAAUCUACUCUUUAGAAGAAACGUCCACCUGCGAAUAUGAAAUUGUUGUCCUUUCGCAAAAUUUGUGCCAACAUCCGGAUUUCAAAUCAAGGGAAACUGGCGAGAAUAUCAUAAAUUGUCACAGCAUCGAUAGUGCACCAAAAAUGCCUAAAGCAUUAGUUGAACUGGAAACGGAAAGUUUUAAAAUUCGUCAUGAGCACUUGCUACAAAAUCUCGAAUCCCUACUGGAAACGAAGAUUACAGGAGAUGUGAAACCAGUCGAGCUAUUUACGGAAGAAGACGAGGAAUCUCUACUAAAACCGUUCAAGCCAGCUUUUCAUGACAAUUCAUUCUUAACCAACUUUUUGAACGGCAAAUCUUGUCUGACUGGGGGCUCUCACUGGUGGAAGUUUGAAUUCUGCUAUGACAAACACGUUCUGCAAUUUCAUGAAGAACCCAACAGCCCUUCUCGGACUGAAAUAUAUCUGGGGAAAUGGGACGUCAACAAACAUAAGGAGUACUUGGACAAGAAUCCACAUAAAAAAUCAAUUUCACUCGCAUCCAAGAAACAAGUUGUUCACUACUACACCGGAGGAGCUGCUUGUGACCAAACAGGUCAACCUCGUGUUGUUGAAGUAAAGUUUAAGUGCAUCGACACUCCAAGUCCAUCUGCAAUAGCUCUGUACCUUUUGGAGCCAAAGACGUGUGAGUAUACUUUAGGGGUCGAGUCAUCUGUAUUGUGUCCCCUUCUGCAAGGGUCGAAUGACUAUGGCCUGUUUGACACGUCAAAAUUUAUCGAGUCGUCUUUAGACUCUAAAGGGAAGAGAAGAAAAACUCCAGAUAUCAGUGGGGAUGAGUAAACUAACGCUUCACGCAAGUCCUAGGAUGGUAUUUGUUCUGUGAUGUUAUAUAACUAGUUUCAUAUGCAACUUGGAUGUACAUAUUGUUGUUUAAAAAAUUAUCACUCGCGUCAUUUUUAUACCGCACUUAAAAUCCACUUGUAAAUUGUGUCAUCCUCAUUAUAUAAAUUGUAUAUAAUUCGUGUACACACAUGGUUUGGUCAGUCAAAUAAUAAAACUAUGAAUUAUUUAUUUAUUUAACAA